CGGGCGAGGUUUCCGGUGUUGUGACUGAAACCCGUCAAUAUGGCGGCGAUCGGCCGCGGCCGCUCUCUGAAGAACCUCCGAAUACGAGGGCGGAAUGACAGCGGCGAGGAGAACGUCCCGCUGGAUCUGACCCGAGAACCUUCCGAUAACUUGAGGGAGAUUCUCCAAAAUGUGGCCAAAUUGCAAGGAGUAUCAAAUAUGAGAAAGCUGGGCCACCUGAAUAACUUCACUAAGCUUCUUUGUGAUAUUGGCCAUAGUGAAGAAAAACUGGGCUUUAAUUAUGAAGACAUCAUAAUUUGUUUGCGCUUGGCUUUAUUAAAUGAGGCAAAGGAAGUGCGAGCGGCCGGGUUGCGAGCGCUGCGCUAUCUCAUCCACGACUCCAGUAUUCUGCAGAAGGUGCUAAAGCUCAAAGUGGACUAUUUAAUAGCUAGGUGCAUUGACAUACAACAGAGCAAUGAGGUGGAGAGGACACAAGCCCUUCGCUUAGUCAGAAAGAUGAUUACUGUGAAUGCAUCCUUGUUUCCUAGUUCUGUGGCCAACUCAUUAAUUGCAGUUGGAAAUGAUGGACUUCAGGAACGAGACAGAAUGGUCCGGGCUUGCAUUGCCAUUAUCUGUGAACUAGCACUUCAGAACCCAGAGGUGGUAGCCCUUCGAGGCGGACUAAACACCAUACUGAAAAAUGUGAUUGAUUGCCAAUUAAGUCGAAUAAAUGAGGCUCUCAUUACUACAAUUUUGCACCUUCUUAAUCAUCCAAAGACCCGGCAGUAUGUGCGAGCUGAUGUAGAAUUAGAGCGAAUUCUAGCACCAUAUACUGAUUUCCACUACAGACACAGUCCAGAUACAGCCGAAGGGCAGCUCAAAGAAGACCGAGAAGCACGCUUUCUAGCCAGUAAACUGGGGAUCAUCGCAACAUUCCGCUCGUGGGCAGGUAUUAUUAAUUUAUGUAAACCUGGAAAUUCUGGGAUACAAUCUCUAAUUGGAGUUCUUUGCAUACCAAAUAUGGAAAUAAGGCGAGGUCUGCUCGAAGUGCUCUAUGAUAUCUUUCGUCUCCCUCUGCCUGUUGUGACAGACGAGUUCAUAGAAGCCCUGCUCAGUGUAGAUCCAGGGAGAUUCCAGGACAGUUGGAGGCUUUCGGAUGGCUUUGUGGCAGCUGAGGCAAAAACCAUUCUUCCCCAUCGUGCUAGAUCCAGGCCAGACCUCAUGGACAAUUAUUUGGCACUGAUACUCUCUGCAUUUAUUCGUAAUGGGCUUUUAGAGGGCUUGGUGGAAGUGAUAACGAACAGUGACGACCACAUCUCCGUGAGGGCCACCAUCCUGUUAGGAGAGCUCUUACAUAUGGCAAACACCAUCCUGCCUCACUCGCACAGCCACCAUCUGCACUGCUUGCCAACCCUUAUGAACAUGGCUGCGUCCUUCGAUAUUCCCAAGGAAAAGAGGCUGCGAGCCAGUGCAGCCCUGAACUGUUUAAAACGUUUCCAUGAGAUGAAGAAGCGAGGACCGAAGCCCUACAGCCUUCAUUUAGACCACAUCGUUCAGAAAGCAAUCGCCACUCAUCAGAAGCGGGAUCAGUACCUUCGAGUUCAGAAAGACAUAUUUGUUCUUAAGGAUACAGAGGAAGCUCUUUUAAUAAACCUUAGAGAUAGCCAAGUCCUUCAACAUAAAGAGAACCUUGAAUGGAAUUGGAAUCUGAUCGGGACCAUCCUCAAGUGGCCAAAUGUAAAUCUAAGAAACUAUAAAGAUGAGCAGUUGCACAGGUUUGUGCGCAGACUUCUCUACUUUUACAAGCCCAGCAGUAAACUGUACGCUAGUCUGGAUCUGGACUUUGCCAAGGCCAAGCAGCUCACGGUUGUUGGUUGUCAGUUUACAGAAUUUCUUCUUGAGUCUGAAGAGGACGGGCAAGGAUACUUAGAAGAUCUCGUGAAAGAUAUUGUUCAGUGGCUCAAUGCUUCAUCUGGAGUGAAACCCGAGAGAAGCCUUCAGAAUAAUGGUUUACUGACCACCCUUAGUCAACACUACUUCCUAUUUAUCGGAACACUCUCUUGUCAUCCUCAUGGAGUCAAAAUGCUGGAAAAAUGCAGUGUCUUUCAGUGUCUCCUUAAUCUUUGUUCCUUGAAAAACCAAGAUCACCUGCUAAAACUCACCGUUUCUAGCCUAGACUAUAGCAGAGAUGGAUUAGCCAGAGUCAUUCUUUCAAAAGUCCUCACGGCAGCUACGGAUGCCUGCAGACUGUAUGCAACAAAACAUUUACGGGUUUUAUUGAGAGCUAAUGUUGAAUUCUUCAACAAUUGGGGAAUUGAGUUACUAGUAACUCAGUUACAUGAUAAAAACAAAACAAUCUCUUCUGAAGCGCUGGACAUUCUUGAUGAAGCUUGUGAAGACAAGGCCAAUCUUCAUGCUCUUAUUCAGAUGAAACCAGCCUUAUCCCACCUUGGCGACAAGGGCUUGCUUCUCCUCCUGAGAUUUCUCUCCAUUCCGAAAGGAUUUUCCUACCUGAAUGAAAGGGGUUAUGUUGCAAAACAAUUGGAAAAAUGGCACAAGGAGUACAAUUCAAAGUAUGUUGACCUGAUAGAGGAACAGCUUAACGAAGCCCUCACUACGUACCGGAAGCCAGUCGAUGGUGAUAACUACGUCCGUCGCAGUAAUCAAAGACUACAGCGACCUCAUGUCUAUUUGCCCGUACACCUUUAUGGACAACUGGUACACCACAAAACAGGCUGCCAUUUACUGGAAGUACAGAGCAUCAUCACGGAACUCUGCCGCAACGUUCGCGCGCCAGACUUGGAUAAAUGGGAAGAGAUUAAAAAGCUGAAAGCCUCUCUUUGGGCCUUGGGAAAUAUUGGCUCAUCAAAUUGGGGGCUUAAUUUGCUACAGGAAGAAAAUGUGAUCCCAGAUAUACUAAAACUGGCAAAGCAGUGUGAGGUCCUGUCCAUCCGAGGGACCUGUGUAUAUGUUCUUGGGCUCAUAGCUAAAACCAAGCAAGGCUGCGAUAUUCUAAAAUGUCAUAGCUGGGACUCUGUGCGGCACAGUCGCAAGCACCUGUGGCCCGUGGUUCCGGACGACGUGGAGCAGCUGUGCAACGAGCUCUCCUCUGUCCCCAGCACGCUCAGCUUGAGCUCUGAGUCGACUGGCUCCAGACACAACAGCGAGAGUGAGUCUGCACCGGCAAGCAUGUUCAUCCUGGAGGAUGACCGCUUCGGCAGCACCUCUACCAGCACAUUCUUCCUGGACAUCAAUGAAGAUGCCGAGCCAGCAUUUUAUGACCGACCUGGACCUAUAAAAGAUAAAAAUUCAUUUCCCUUUUUCGCCUCUAGCAAACUUGUAAAGAAUCGUAUAUUAAAUUCACUUACUUUGCCUACUAAAAAACACCGCAGUAGCAGUGAUCCAAAAGGAGGAAAAUUCUCAUCUGAAAAUAAGACGAGCAACCGGCGAAUCAGAACACUUACAGAGCCCAGCGUUGACUUUAAUCACAGUGAGGACUUCACAACCAUCUCCCCAGCGCAGAAAACAUUACAGCUAGAGACUUCCUUUGUCGGGAAUAAGCACCUUGAAGACGCUGGCAGCACUCCAAGUAUUGGAGAGAAUGACUUAAAGUUCCCCAAGAGUUUUGGUACAGAGAAUCACAGAGAAAACACAAGCCGAGAAAGGUUGGUUGUGGAAAGCUCAGCGGGCUCACACAUGAAGAUCCGCAGCCAGAGCUUUAACACAGACACUACAACGAGCGGCAUCAGUUCAAUGAGCUCAAGCCCCUCCCGAGAGACAGUUGGUGUAGACCCUGCGACUAUGGACACGGACUGUGGGAGUCUGAGUACUGUGGUAAGUACUAAAACUGUUAAGACGAGCCACUAUUUGACACCACAGUCUAACCAUCUGUCUCUCUCCAAAUCGAACUCAGUGUCCCUGGUGCCACCAGGUUCUUCUCAUACCCUUCCUAGAAGAGCACAGUCCCUUAAAGCACCCUCCAUUGCAACAAUAAAAAGUCUAGCAGAUUGCAACUUCAGCUACACAAGUUCUAGAGAUGCCUUUGGCUAUGCUACAUUGAAAAGAUUACAGCAGCAAAGAAUGCACCCGUCCUUGUCUCACUCUGAAGCUUUGGCGUCGCCGGCAAAAGAUGUGCUCUUUACAGACACCAUCACCAUGAAGGCCAACAGCUUCGAGUCCAGACUGACGCCGAGCAGGAUCAAUUUUAAAAAGAAGCAUGUCGGGGGAGUCAGGAGUGUAAGACCUACAGUAACAAACACCCUCUUCAGGUUUAUGAAGGCUUUAAGUUAUGCAUCAUUAGAUAAAGAAGAUUUAUUAAGUCCUAUUAAUCAAAAUACCCUUCAGCGAUCCUCCUCAGUUAGGUCUAUGGUAUCCAGCGCUACGUACGGAGGUUCUGACGACUACAUUGGACUUGCUCUGCCUGUAGACAUCAACGACAUAUUCCAGAUAAAGGAUAUUCCUUAUUUUCAAUCAAAGCAUGUGCCUCCACCAGAUGACCGAGGUGCAAGAAUGUUUUCCCAUGAUGGAGGAGGUCUUUCCUCUGGAACCGGGGGUCUUGUAAAGAACUCUUUUCAUUUGCUACGGCAACAGAUGAGUCUCACAGAAAUAAUGAACUCCGUCCAUUCGGACGCUUCUCUGUUCUUAGAGAGCACAGAAGACACUGGCCUGCAGGAGCACACGGAUGACAAUUGCCUUUACUGUGUCUGCAUUGAAAGCCUGGGCUUCCAGCCCAGCAACCAGCUGAGCUCCAUCUGCAGUCACUCCGACCUUCAGGAUAUUCCAUACUCUGAUUGGUGUGAGCAGACAAUCCCCAACCCCUUAGGAGUAGUUCCCUCUAAGUUCUCGGGGAUUUCCGGAUGCAGUGAUGGCGCUUCUCAGGAAGAAGGCUCAGCCAGCAGCACCAAAAGCACUGAGCUGUUACUGGGUGUUAAAACCAUUCCAGACGAUACUCCAAUGUGCCGUAUCCUGCUUCGUAAAGAAGUGCUAAGAUUAGUCGUCAAUUUGAGUAGUUCAGUGUCCACCAAGUGUCACGAAACCGGGCUUCUGACCAUUAAAGAGAAGUAUCCUCAAACAUUUGAUGACAUAUGCCUUUAUUCUGAAGUUUCUCAUCUGUUGUCACACUGCACAUUUAGACUUCCAUGCCGGAGGUUCAUACAAGAGUUAUUUCAGGAUGUACAGUUUUUACAGAUGCAUGAAGAAGCAGAGGCUGUGUUGGCAAUUCCACCAAAUCCACCUAUAGUUGAUGAAUCUGCCGAAUCCUGACCUCAUAUUUAUGAUGUUUAUAGCUAGAUACUAUAUAUGUAUUCAUAUUGUGGAUUUUCUAAAAGCCUCACAAAACACUGGCUGACAGUGAGGCAGGAGAAUCUUCUGACACUGACCAGCAGUUAUUGGUACAGGACAGCUAGGAUUGCUGGCGUCCCUAGCCCAGCCAGCGUCUCUCCCAUUGGGCCCUCCUCCAGGGUCGUGAUUCAUUACCACAGUUUUCAUUCAGUUGCCAUCAUAUGCAGGAGCCAAGCACUGAACCUGCAUAGGUUUUCUAUUUUUUUAUUUUAGAAGCAAAAUGGCAGUGGAACAAAGCAGGGCAUGACGAAGCCUCCUCCGCACAGUUGUUUCUGAGUGCUGUCUAAUCAAGGGUAAAUACAAAGAUGCCUUGUUUGUUAACUAAUGUGGAACCCAGGAGUCACGGACUCUGAGGCUGCAUCCUGUUACCCCGUGCGCUGUAACUGCUGGGAUCAGAGGAACACACUGGCCUUUCCACACUUCCUUAAUGUUUGUAACACUACUUCAGAGGUUUAUAACUUCAGAGCAAAAGGAAAGCCUCAACACUCGGAACUUAGAAGUUAUUUUCAAUGCUAGAUUGCAUAAGGAUGCUUAUUUGUUCUCCUUCUCUUCAGGUUUGUUGCAAUAUGUUGUUAAAGGCUAUUUUUACUAAUUAAGGUUUUUCACUGCAGUUGUGAUCACAUAAAUAGUAGAUAUGAAAUGCUUCUCAUGUCCAGAGCACAUUAUACCCAACUGCAAAAACUCCCCUCACCACUUCAGGGGUUGAGCCAGCAUUAGUAGUCUGGACCCAAGCAAAGGAAAGCAUUAGACAAUGCUGCUGCCGCUGCUGCUGCUGCUGCUGCUGCUGCUGCUGCUGCUGCUGCUGCGACCUCUCAAGGAAAAGACACAUUUGCCUGCAAUGUACACAUUCCAUGCAAAGAAGGAAGAGCCAUAUGUCCUAUCAAAAAGUCAUUGAGACUCAUUAUUAAGAUUAAAAAUUGUGGUGAAAAGCCUUAAUUACUAAGUUUUAAAGCAGCGAUAAUUUUUGUUAUUGUUUCUGUUUUGCAUAAGUUGCAGUUAUAGGUGAGUUAAAAGUAUAGUCGUUGCCUUUAUCACAUUUGUGAAGUUGAUGAAGGCAAGAUUUUGUCUGUCUAAUUUGUUUAUGUAUAAAGAUACUUGGAAAUCUUUACAGGAAUUAAACAUAUAUGCAAAUUUGUACAUAAAGUGGCAUGAACAUCAUUACUAGAAUGCUUAUACACGAAAGGGUUAUCUUUUUUGAAAUCAUAUACAUAGAACAGACCAUCCAGCUGGACUGAGUAGGACCUUUGUGAUUCCUUUGUGUAACCCAUUUUACAAUUGCACAUCAGCUUUAACAUGUCAUAGACAUUGGUCCAUAUUUUCUUAUGUCAUACACCCUUCUCAUAAUGGUCUUGUUUACAAGAUCGCCGUAAAGUACCCUGUGAACUAGAAAAUAUAACUCACAGAAAUUUUUCUUUUAAUUUGCUGGCACUGAAAGUUCGCACUGGGACGAAGCACUUCAUCUCCCUCCCUAACUCCUCUUUGACUGCACUUCAGCGAGUUGUUCUUAUGUGCACUGUGUAGUAACUUCAAUGAUAACCAAGCAGACAAGGGCUGAAAGCUGCUGCUCAAUUACCACACAGUUCUCAUUUUCUCAGAAAAUACAGUGAGGGGAAAACUGUCCUUUCACUUCACCACUGAACCCGUGUUCAUUUACAUGUCAGCAGUGCUUGUAAGAGCACGCCUGCCACCUUGGUCUUUGGUCUUGGACAGUAAAACUGCCUUUCCAGAGAACCGAAUGUCAGAGACACUAGACCAAAUGGUGGCUACAGUUCCAAAGGCAGUAAUGUAGGCUUAUUCAUAAAUGGGAUUAAUAUUUGAGACAUUCAUUUUAAACACUACCUCAGUUAACAGAGUAUAAAAUCUGUGGUUUCGUCCCUAGAAAGUUAAUGAUAACUAUUCUUGUUUGUUUUUCUUCACACAAAACUAUGCCCAUCCUUGCACACCUGAGUCAGCCAUCCUGCAAUGAGGCUGUGCCCUAGUGUCCUAAGCCAAGGAUUUUGUUUUGACUUUUUUGACUGUUACUUUGAAAGGUGGGUGUGUGGGUGUGUGGGUGUGUGGGUGUGUGUGUGUGUGAGAGAGAGAAAGAGAGAGGGAGAGAGAGAGAUUAUAUCUGCCUAUAGCACUUACUUUGGGAAGAUAUCAGAGCUUUGUGAUUACCAAUAUAUUGGGGAAAAUUGUCUAUGCUUAAAUUCAUAGUGCUAUUUGGUUUAACCAUGGUUUCACCAACAGGUGUAAUACAUUUCCUUUAAGUACGUGUAUAAAAGUAGACUUUUAUGACGAAAACUACAUGCAGUGCCAAGUGAUUAGCAUAGGUAUUUAAGACUAUUAAAUUAUAGCAGAAAAGGUUAUGAAUGAUGUCAAUGGUAAUAGAAAUCAUUGAGAAAAUUGUCUAUAAAUAUUAGAUAUUACCAAAAAUGUCAAUACUGUAGUUUUUCAAAAGUUUAGAAUUAAUCUUAGUCAUAUAAAUUUGUACUAUUCAUAAUUAUUUAAUAAUUUGGAGGAGUUUGAACAGUUAAGCUGGCUGUAAACUGUGAAUUUCUAAUUGUAAAUUGUCAUUUCUAAUUGAAAUUUUUUCAAGAACAGAUUUCAGCUUCACAUACUAAGUACUGACAAAAAAGUGAGAAAUUUAGUAUUUAUAAGAAAAUAGGCUCUAAAAUUUCUUAUACUUUUCUCUUUCUGCUUAGAGUAUAAUGGAGGAAGAAAGUGUCCCCUAACUUAAGUGUGUCUAAUAAAGAGUAAGCGUAGAGACACCCCAUAAGACAGUGGCAUUGCAGGCUCUUAGGAAGUGCAUGCACUAUGGCCCUGGCCACCCCAGCCACCCGAAGCUGGGUCCUCAGUAGCUCUCCGCUCUUACCCUGAGCACGAGACCUUUGCAGCUGAGCUCCGUCUCUGAGGCCGAGCGUGCAUCAUGGGAUGCCAGUGUGUGUGUGGACUGUCUGCUGCUGAUUCCAGCACUGCCCGCCUCUUUGGAGGAUGCCGCUGAUGCCCCGUUCAAAGCACAGAUCCUUAAGCAAUAAGAAGCAAACCUGUCAUUCAAAGUAUAACUGCAAUUAUUCUCCUGUGGUAAGAGUUAGGUGCUAAUUUUGUGUGAGAAGAACAAGUAACCGCUUUGGAAAUAGAGUUUGGAAGUAAAGUUUUCCCCCCUCUUUUUACUUCCAUUUUGUCCCAAAUUCACAAUUCAUGAAAGAAAAGUAGAAUUGUUUGGGAGACUUCUGAGAAGACCUGCUUGCAUUGAACAUUUCAGAUUUUCUUGAGUGUGGGUUGGACAGGUCUCCGUUUUCUCCAUACUGACAGUCUUUUGUUGCCAUCUUAACUCUCUUAGCUUAGAGAGUGGUGGCUUCACUGAGUCUCCCUUCCAGGCCUUCCAGUGACCUGGAGGACAGUGCCUAGGAAGACACAGACGUCUGCUAGUCUUUCCAAGAGCCGUUUUCUUUUCACUUCAGGUCCCCAGGGGGGUUCAUUAUAGUAAAUUUAUAUGACUUACAGAAUGUGGGAUUCUUCCCCUUUGAGUACUUUCAUAGUUAGGUGGAUAACUCUGCCACAGAUGCAUGGAUUGCACAUUUUGACUCUAUAAUACUUAGUGUGAAAAUUAAUUUAUGCCAAAAAGGAAACAUAUCUUACAUUUUUCCCAUUUAACUUGGUUGAUCUAGCACAAAAUGCAAAGUCUUGGGGCAGAGCCGGAGUGGUAAAAAAUUUUUAAUGUAUGAUUGUUGAAAAAUGUUCCAUUACUAGCCUGUCAAAAAACCCUAAUGAUGCAUUGUGAAAUAAAUGAUGUAAAUUAAAUUAGCUUUGAAAAGUGAUAAGGGGUCAUAAAGAGAAUCUCAGACUUAAUGCUCUCUGACCACAUGACCUUUUUUUUUUUUUUAUUUAGUAAUAAC
This is a messenger RNA of Apodemus sylvaticus (European woodmouse), 9197 nucleotides long. It is a transcript of the gene Rictor, whose product is annotated as RPTOR independent companion of MTOR complex 2. Bases 40 to 5241 code for a protein of 1733 amino acids. Gene Ontology annotation, molecular function: protein serine/threonine kinase activator activity. NCBI's taxonomy places the organism in Eukaryota, Metazoa, Chordata, Mammalia, Rodentia, Muridae. Gene Ontology annotation, biological process: positive regulation of phosphatidylinositol 3-kinase/protein kinase B signal transduction; TORC2 signaling. The transcript is spliced from 39 exons. Gene Ontology annotation, cellular component: TORC2 complex. The record is from RefSeq and is a predicted model, not a curated record.